UCUCUCGUGCGGCAACAGCCACCUGCAACUUGCAACACCAGCGGCAACGUGCAACACCCAGCAGCAACUAGCAGCGCAAGUUGCGUGUUUCUUGACUUUGACUCUUUGGGGCCACCAAGUACGAUACGGCGAUUUCGAAUUUCCAGUUUCCCGCGCGAGCGUUCCUCAAAUCAUUUUCUGUUCACCGCCGACUGUCGAGUGUUUUGUUUUGGUUUUUGCUCGUCUUGUGUUGUCACGUGCUCAUUUGUUUAUUUGUUUUUUGUUGCUGUGCUGUGUGGUGCCAAUGAAACCAGCGAGUUCGAAAGAGCAACCAAAGCCACGUGCAGCAUUUGCUGAACUACUUUUGAAAAUACAGCAGUGAUUUCGUAUUGAGAGCCGCAGCAUCCAGUUACAAUAGAUGGACCGCCAAAUCAUGUGCAAUUUUUUGCCAAAUCCGCAUUGCCACUGAAGCGCGCUACCAUUUGAAAAGUGCAUUGUGGGGCAGGACAAAAAAACUUGCAACUGGUGGGAAGAGCAGAGCCAAAAGCCCGAGACCAGAAAACAGAAACCAGAGACAGGAAAACACAGUGGCAAGCAAAGUGUUGCAUACUUGGCAGUUGCAUACACUUGGCACACAUACGAAAGUGUGAAGCAGCGAGGAUACGCAAACGGAAACGGAUACAUACACAUAGAUACAUACAUAGAUAGACAUAUACAUCCGCCACCAUAUAGACGGGGCAACAUGCCGUCGUCAGCAAUAAAUAAAGCAGCACGCAGUGUUGCCAAUGCGAUCCAAUUGCUGGCAAUCGUUCUCUAUUGCUGCUGCAUGGUGCACGGCCAACAGCAGCAGCAGCAGCAGCAACAACCACAGCAGCACUUGAAGUACCAGCAAUUGCAAUAUCAAAUGCAGCAGCAAUAUGAGUACCAGCAGCAGCAGCACUACCAGCAGCAGUUCCAGCAGCAACAGCAACAGCAGCAGCAGCAGCAACACCUGACGCCCACAGCAACACUUGGUCAUCAGCAGCAACACGAGCAGCAAAUCGACUUGCUGUCCACACAGCCAACUCAGCUCUUGCAGACGGGUGUUUCCCUGAUUGUAGAGGAUUCCAAGGGCUCCGGUGAUGCCAGCGGAGGUGGCAAUGGAAGUGCUGGCUCCUCCAACCGCCGACGCACCGCUCAGCUGGCCACCCGGAAGCGGAAACGACGGCCCCAACUUCCGCUGGCCACGAUGGGCGCCACAGAGGAGGAGUCUGGUCCGGAUCCCACUGCCGCCUAUUGGCGCGGUCAUGUGGAGGACGAUGCCGAUGCCCUGCGGAGGAGGAAUCAACCGCUGGUCAGGGAACCCAUGGCGGCCCUCGAAAGGGACCGCGAGCGCGAGAAGCAGCGCCAGCGGGUGGAGCCCACGGAUGCCAGUCCGCAGGGCAGCAAUCCCAGCAAGGCCUAUCGUCGUCCCUACGGGCAGGCCAAGAAAGAGCCCGUGGCAGAGCCAAGCGGAGCAGUUGCAACCAAGACAUCCGUGGAUCUCAAGAACAUCCUGAAGAACUCCGGUGGCCUGAGUCUCAGUGAAAUCCUGCAGCAGAAGAAUCUCUCGCUGGACGAUCUGCUCAAGGGCAAACAGAACGCUCUGCUGGCCCUGCAGACCACAGCGGUGGCCCCUCAGCCGGCCUCCACUUACGCCUCCAGCGGCGCUCGAGGGGAAUCUCCAAAAAAGCAACUCAGUCAACAGAAUAAGCAGGGAGUACGCCGACUGCCGGCUGCUUAUACCACCACUAGCACCGCCUCCGGGAACAGUGAUGAGGACGAGUCGUUGGUGGCUCAGAAAAACAAGGCCAAAUACCCCAGUGCCCUGCAGCGCUUGAAGCUCUUUGGCAGCUCUUCGCGGGAGAGCAGCACCACAAGACGCAUCCUGGGUGGGAUCAACGGGCACAGUAGCACCACCAUGGCCACCAGCACUACUGGAGGUGGCGGCUCCAGCACCAGCACCACCACCCGCGUGCCACUCUACAAGAAGCGACAGCACUUGCGGUCCACCCUAAAGCCACCGGGAUUGUUUAAGGCGGUAUCUAGCACUAGUAGCACCACCACCAUCGCAGCGGCAGUGACCACCACCCAGGAGGUGGAGACCAGCACGGCCUACUCCACCACCACUGUGGUUAGUAACCUGGAGGAGAGCCAGGAGGCGGAGGAGGAGCGGGACAACUCGGAGGAGAGGCAAAGAGAAGCGGAGCAGGCGGAAGAGAGGCCCAGGCAUGAUGAGCCGGAACAGGAGCCGGAGGAGCCCGAAGAGCAGCCCGAUUCCAGUGAGGCAGAGUCGGGUGAGGGCAGUGCCCACACCGAGGCUCCAGAAGCACCGUCUCCAUCCUUCCUGCCACCCGGCAAUCCCCGUUACCGCUUGAGGAAUUCCAGCAUCAAGGAGAAUCCGAAGCGUUUAAAGGACAACUUCAUAGGCAGCAACAUUGGCGAGAGUGCUGAGGAAGGUCUGGAUCUGGGUGAACCCAGUUCGACCACAUCGGCAACACCUCCGAGCAAGGGCAGCGAGGAACUGAGUUACGGAGAGGACGAGCUGGAGAACUUCUUCGACGAAGUGGAGAGCCACACGCACCACACCCGGGUGCCGGCUCCACCUGCACUUGCUUCCGCUCCCGCCCCUUCACCACCGGCCAGGUCACACCCCACUCCUGCAGCACCACCGCCCCCUCCGUCCUUCGAACCGCCCUCCUCCCAUGCACCACCACCACCCAGUUUGUCGGCAGGGAAACCACCCCAGCUGAACAUCAUCGACGAUGUGGACGAUCGCACCGAUCUGCUGGAGCUCAUCGAGGAUCGGCGGUCGGGCAACCGACUGUUCAAGGUGCUGGAGCAGCGCAACAUGACGCUGGAGGAGCUGAUCGAGCACCGGAAGCGCGGCUCCAGCCAGCUGCACCUGUCCACCAUCGUGAGCGGCGGCGACGAGCACUCCCGUCUGUACCCGGGCCAGAAGGUGCUACUGCAGGACAACAUGGACAUCGUCACGGCCUUCGAGAACUUCCCGCACUUCAAUCUGAUGGACCUGAAGAGCGUCAAGCCCGACGAGAUCAAGACGGACUCGCAGGGCUCCAGCUACUUCACCUCCAUCAUCGACAUCGAGCCGAAUGACGAGGUCAAGCCGGUGGGCAGUCGAGGUCCCGCCUACGCACAGACCUCCUCCUCGUCGGCCACCAUUGGAGCUGGCACGGGCACCAUAGCCAUCAACGCGCGGGGCGAGAAGGCGCUGGGCUUCUUCCCCUCGUGGAAGACCCUGGCGCUGGCCUCCCUGGCCACGGCCACCGAGGAGCGCAAUCCCUACUUCCUGCCCCCGCCCCGGCUGCUGCUCGACGGGAGCUCCCAGGAGGCGAACUCCAGCCCGGAGUCGGAGCCCACCAGCAUAGACAUCGACCUGAGCGUGAGUCCCUAUGGAAGCGGCGGCAGCAACUCCUCCUCUUCUAUGGUGGACAACAGCCGGCUGCCGCCGAACAACGAUGUGAUCGAUGAGAUCGAGAACGAGGUGGCUCGGGCCCACGAUCUCCUGGACCUGGAGCUCUCCGGUCCCGGCUUCCAUCGCAGUCCGGCGGCAGCGGCGGCCACCUCGGCCGUGUCGCAACAGCAUCUGAGCAGCCUAUAUGCCAGCAUGCCAUCCGGGAUCAAGUCGGCCAUUGUUGCCAGCACGGCGAUUGUGGUCACCGCCCUGGCCACCUUCCUGGUCAUCUUCGUGGUCUGCCGAUGGAAGCAGCAGCGGCGGCGCAAGAGCAGCUACCUGCGAACCUACAAUGCGAUGAAGAGCAAGCUGCCCCAGAUGGUGCAGCCAUCGCGGCGUCCCUCGAUGCGCCAGCACAUGGAGGAGCUGGUCGUUGGCUCCGGUUCGGGAUCGGGGUCGGGACAGGGAUCCGGGUCGGGUUCGGGUUCGGGCUCGGGAGCGGGCAUUGCCAGCAUCUCCACCUCGGUGGCCUGUUGCACGCCCGUCCACCAGCUGCAGCGGCAGAGCUCCCUGCUCUUCGCCCGCGACGGAUCCGCCACCCUGAGCACCGCCACCUCGCUGACCACCAACGGCACCACGAGCACCAGCAUCACUGGAGCGGGGGCGCCACCAGGCACUGCCCCUCCGGAGCCGCGGGGACUGGCCAUUUCGCUGAGGAAUGCCCACCAGAAGCUGAACACCAUGGAUCCCAACUCGCCGGAGGUGCAGGAAUACUUGUUCGACACGCUGCGCAAGUCCUUCGACAAUUAGGCAUUAGGCAGUAGGCUCCUCUAGUAACAAUAGACCGUUGUUUAGGCCAAGUUUUAUAUAAAUGUACACGUAAAACACACCACACACACACACACAGAACCCCCGAGAGGAACACACUCAACGCGAAGAAGCAAAGUUAGUCGAUUAGUUAGUUUAAGCAGGUAGGAGGUGGAAUUUUUUUGAGCUCGAUUAGAGGAACAUUCUGUGAGAGAAAGUAAAACUAACAAACAUAAACCUAGAAAUCACAUUUUGACAGUGCGUGGCAUGGCCAUAAGGCGGUUUGUGAAGGAAGGCUUUGUUUUACAAUUAUUUAGUUGUGGAUUGUCCUCAAAUCCAAAUACUUUAUUGGAGUUUAGAAGAGAAUAUUUUUAUAAAAUGACCAAGAUCUUUUUUAUUUGCACUUUCCAAUUCAUUAUGAAACUCAAAACUAAUGUGAAACUUCAAAAGAAAAUCGACAUUAUAGAAUACAAUCCACCCUACGUCUAUGCCGCGCACUGUUGCUAGUCUCUAAGCUCGGCAACUCUCAUUCCGACUAUCUAGUUCUAGUUUACGAGUAUAAACCAUCAACUAAAGCGACUCUUUCAACUAAAUCAUACGACACGGCAUGCAAAUGGGUUUCUAAGCACGAGACAAAACGAAAAGUAACUUAAUCAUUGAGCAAAGGAGCAGGAUCUUAGCCAAAAAGUACAGUUGUGUUCGGACAACACAUAGCCCCAAAAAGCCCAAAUCGAAUAUGUAUGAAAUUCGGGAGCGAAAGGAAACCAUUUAUGAGGACAAUAAAUAUUACGAGAGGAAAACGAAAAAACGAGGAAAACUGUGUUCGAUAUGACUUAACCAAGCAAAUUUCUUUCCGGCACUGACUAAAAUACCAAAAUUAAAGAGAAACUAGAUCAAGGCAAGGCAUAGAUGGGCGCUAGAUGGGCGUGGUCAUUAGCACUACAACACCGACAAGAACAACGACACCACUAAUAGUUUAAAUGUUGAAUUGCACCGCAACAGCAAGAGGAAAAUAGAAGAAAUACCUAUUUAUUUUGUAGAGCAGCCACUUUAUCUCUGAUUUAAUAUGAUUUGAUUCUGAUACCACCCCGCCCCCACACUAGGCAGUAGAACAUCUGGCGACAGUAUAUAAAUAUAUAAAUAUAAUUAUACACUUAAGCACGCUCAAAUACGUAUGUACAUAAGUUUCAAUUUGAUUUUUUGAGAAAUAAAAUGUAGAACGAAUUGUGGCAAAGAUUUCAGACAUUCCUACAGCACUUGGGUGAGUCACGCGAUGUGUUUUUGGACUACUGCCGCAAGAGCAGUACUAUAAAUACCGCGGCGAGUGGGGAACCAGAUCCCGAAGCGUCCCCAGUGCACCAUGACCCGUCCAAAGUGGAAGCGCUCCGCAAAUAGAUCUGCGGCACAACAAUGCGAUCGCAAUGAGGGACGGGAAGGUCAACAAUGGUCGGGCAAUCUGGCCAUAUGUACCCUCGAUUGAAAACAAACAGCGCCAGCUGUAAAAGCGUACUCGUAAUUAAUGCCCGAUGGGACAACUGGUCGGUUUAGAGGCGGUUCUGCAAACAAAAUUUCAUCCCAAAGCAACAUGCUUGAGUAAGAAAAAUACAGCACCAGAAAUUGGAGAUGAAAAGAUGAUACUUCCUAUCGAGAUCUAAGGUACAACAAUAUACAAUCUAUUUCUGGGAACACUUAAGAGUUCUUAAGGCAAUAUCAGAUUGGGACAUUGGAAACCAAACAAAUUUUUAACUUGAAAACUUGGCCUAAUGCCACAUUCUUUUCUGGUUCGGUUGUCAAACACCUUUUUAAGGGUCCUACAUGCUUGGGAAUUGCAUUUUUUAAUUUAGCUUCAUAAACUUAAUAAU
Drosophila biarmipes is the source of this 6081-nucleotide messenger RNA. RefSeq lists its product as uncharacterized. The transcript has 4 exons. The record is from RefSeq and is a predicted model, not a curated record. Lineage: Eukaryota; Metazoa; Arthropoda; Insecta; Diptera; Drosophilidae. The coding region runs from base 722 to 4222 and encodes 1166 amino acids.